Solenopsis invicta (red fire ant) is the source of this 2475-nucleotide messenger RNA. Its product is annotated as neuronal acetylcholine receptor subunit alpha-9-like. NCBI's taxonomy places the organism in Eukaryota, Metazoa, Arthropoda, Insecta, Hymenoptera, Formicidae. The record is from RefSeq and is a predicted model, not a curated record. Gene Ontology annotation, molecular function: extracellular ligand-gated monoatomic ion channel activity; neurotransmitter receptor activity; transmembrane signaling receptor activity. Gene Ontology annotation, biological process: chemical synaptic transmission; nervous system process; monoatomic ion transmembrane transport. Bases 1009 to 2292 code for a protein of 427 amino acids. Gene Ontology annotation, cellular component: membrane; synapse; neuron projection. The transcript is spliced from 9 exons.
AAAUUAGAAGUAUGUAACUUUUAAUCUUUUUAGAAGAAUGUAUUAAAUAAUAAUGUUUAUAAAUUAAUUUCCAUUUUCUGAUUAAAAUAAAUUAAAAUCCACAAUUCGCGUAAUUGAAUUUAAGACGCCGCCGAGAGGGUAAUCACUCAGAAAAAAGAUGUAUACUGGACUACAGACUUCAAUGGACUUCAUUGGACUUUCGUCGGAAUUCAGUAGAAGUCGUUACAAUUGCUGAGGAUUCAUCAAAUUAUACCGGACUUCAUCAGACUAACGCCACACUUCAUCAAACUUUGAGGAAUUCAACGGACUUCUAACAGGUUACACGUUGGAAUUCAAGAGUGGUUACCCCGUCGGACGCCGCUUUUAAUCAAUGUACAAUUAAAUACAGUUUUAGUGUUAAGUGUUACAAAAAUGGCAAUUAAAUAUAAAGAGAUAUGAAAAAACAUUACAGUGAGGUGGAAAGGAGGGUGGGAAGGGGAGAAAGAGAGAGAGAGAGCAGGCACACCAAAAUUUUUUUGAUAAAUCUUAAAAAUCAAAAUGCAAAUGUAUUGCAAGAGAUUUUAAAAGCUUUAAUUGAUAGUUUUAACGUUCCCAAUGGUACAAAACUGUCUUUAUUUAAUUGGUUGCCGUGUUACUCACAAGUAUUGAUACUUUGGGGACGUUCAAUAUAUCAACAGUUUCGGAUUUCAUGCAGCGUUUGAUUGUUACAGUGCUGUAACAAAGAGAUUUAGUUGAAAUAAACCCAUUAGCUCGUUCUGAUCGAGAUAAAAAUACUGCAAGUGUUGGGAUUUUCCGUAAUUUUCCGGUCUGGCCAAUUUAGUACGUCAAGUAAUCUCUAUUAAAAUAAUAAUUAUUAUUAUUUUGCAUAUUGUACAUUUAAUUUUAAAUCGAUACUUCGGAGGCGUUCGGCGUAUCAACGGCAUAAAAUUUCACGAACUGUUUGAUAAUCUAGUACUAAUGAGAGAAUAGAAUUAGUCGAAUCGGAGUCAUUGGUUCGUAACGAUCAAAAUGAGAAUACUAAAUGUGUUCGGAUUUUUCGGUAUACUUUGCAUCAAUCAAUUUUACGCUCUCAGGAUUAUACCUGAAGAUUUGGAUAUAGUGGUUCGAAAAUGUAAGAAUUUAGAGAAUUUGUCGCCAAUAAUGCGCCUUAAAAAACAUCUCUUCUGUGAUUAUGAUUUUACUAUUUGUCCAAAUUAUCCUAAAAUGCCCAAUGUAUCUUUGUACUUGAUGCCGAAGCUCAUAGAUUUUCAAGAACACAAUGCUAAAUUGUUGCUGCUUAGCUGGAUAACACUUGUUUGGAAGGACCCUCGACUUACUUGGACAUCGAGCGAUUAUGACGAGAUUACUUUUGUUCAGAUAAGUAACUGGCCAAUUUGGAUGCCCGUUUUAGCUAUCAAUAAUUACACCGAUAUAUCGAGUGCUAGAUAUAUGCUAUCUAUGAGUACCGCAAAAUGCGUUCUCUUUAAUUCAGGCCAAAUCUUUUGCUCCUUCGCAAUGAAAUUUGUUUCCAAAUGUAAUACCGAUUUUACCUAUUGGCCCUAUGAUAAACAUGAAUGUAGUAUUACGAUUAGUUCAUGGGCGCAUAGAGGGGAAGAAGUUAAUUGGUUGAUACAUGGAAAUGGGAUUACUAUGAGCGAAUAUAAGAAUGAUAUGAUAUGGGACUUUAAGUUUAUAAAUUUGAUAAGAGAAGUAAAAAAAUACAAGUGCUGUCCGAAGGACACGUUCCCAAGCAUCACUUAUAACUUCUUGUUGACGCACCAUUACUACAAAGCUCACUUAUUUAUUAUCAUACCGGUUAUUGCUUUGUUGUUACUCACUUUAACAGUGCUCUGCCCUAACUUAAACUUGAUUGAACGAAUGACAGUAGCGAGCAUAAAUUUUAUUUGUCAUUUGCAUUGUAUAUACAGUCUGAACUGGUCUAUGCCAUAUAGCGCUAAUGUUCCCAAUAUAAUGUUGUUUUAUCGUGCAUCUUUGGCGUUGGCUACCUUUGCUACACUUCUGAUGGCUUUGUUACGUAAAUUGGAAGAUAUGAGCACAGAUGUACCAAAUUGGAUCUCAUUUACUAUAACAUUUGUUUUGAUCAACAAGGCUGGACGUUUUCUGAUUCUCAACGACAAGUCCAAAAUGGCAAAUAGAAUUACAAUAACUGAAAAAAGCUCGGACAUUUCAAAUUCUGAAAGGAGCAAAGAAUCGUCCUGGAAACAUUUUGCUGCUAUUAUCGACUGGUUAUCUUUUUUCUGCGUGAUUAUCACUUAUGCCAUCAUUUUGAUUGUUCUAGUACCUGCGAGUUAACACCGAUAUUGAUGCGUAAAAACGAAGUUACACCCUCGUUGAUCUGUAAUGCACUAACAUAUCUAAACAAAUCAUAUGUUAUAUUUAAAUUAUUUAAUAUAUUGAGAAAUAAUUAUUAAGCAUCACUCAAAUAAUUUUUAUUAUUUAAUUUUGUACAAUAGGUAAUAAAAUAACAACAAAAUA